Molecule: messenger RNA, 189 nt
Organism: Aphanomyces astaci
Lineage: Eukaryota; Oomycota; Saprolegniomycetes; Saprolegniales; Verrucalvaceae
Exons: 1
Coding region: 1-189 (62 amino acids)
Source: RefSeq, a predicted model, not a curated record
AUGAUCGCGGAGGGCCAAGUGGCCAGGGUGGUUUCAGUGGCCGUGGUGGCCCAGGUCGUGAUGAUCGUAACCGUGGUGGUCGUGAUAACAGUGGCCACAGUGGAUAUGGACGAGAUGAUCGUGGCAAUGGGGGUGGCUCUGGUGGUCGAGACCGCAGCCGUGAUUGGCCGUGACAACCGCGGAAAAUGA